AUGAAACAGAUUAAGGUUCUGAACCCAGCUCUGUACAACAAGAAGUCAGCAGUGUUGGUGUUACACCACGUUCCAGAGGGACUGAUAAAGGCGCCAGGUGUCCUCACGAUCGGCACCAUCAUGCCUUUACACGAAGCCGACGCCGAGCACGGAUGCACGAAGUACAUUGACACUGUUUUACUGCAGUAUAUGUACGCAAUCGUUUAUGCCGUCGAAAAGAUUAACAACGACAGUGAAAUCUUACCCGGAAUCACGCUGGGCUACACGAUAUAUGAUAGUUGUCAGAAGGAUACCAUAGCCAUUGCCAGAGCGUUGAACUUCAUUAAGAUCAGAGAUGAUCCGCAAAAUGUGACCGAUGCCAACGAUGACGCUGUUGGGACAGCACUUUGUGACCACUGUGACGUCGUCGGUGUUAUUGGUGAAAUGUUCAGCCAUAUUAGCGUGCAAAUUUCACACAUUCUUCAGUUGUUACAAAUACCACAAGUCAGCCCAUUCUCUACCAGCGACGUGUUGAGUGACAAAAGUGAGUUUCCCUACUUCAUGCGCACUGUGCCCGCCGACACCAACCAAGUGGCCGCCAUGGUGUCACUAAUAAAUAGAUUUGGUUGGAGUUACGUCUCAAUGCUAUACGUUGAAGGCAGCUACGGUGAAAACGCCGCAAGACUAUUUCAGCUGCUUGUCAGCAAGAAUAACGGACUGUGUAUCGGCUUGUAUCGUAAGCUUUCGCUACGAAAGGCGGGUGGGACUGAAUCGGAGUACGACCUGGUCGUUGAUGAGCUGCUACAGCACAUGAACGCUAAGGUUGUUGUUCUGUUUCUCUACCAAAGCCAGCUUUCUCUUCUGAUGAAAUCCGUACAGCGAGCCAAUAUCACGAACCAUUUUAUAUGGAUUCUCAGCGACGAUUCCGCGUACGAACCGUUCACAGGUUACGAGGAUGUUAUGGAUGGUGCAAUCAUCGUAGGUCUGUGGACGCCACUUGUUGAUCCGGAACUGGAAUCGUGGUGGCAGAACCGGACGCUAGAGGACUCUGAAAACAAUAGAUGGAUCCGCGAGAGUUGGGAACAGGCGCAUAACUGCAGCUUCACUCUAGACACGUGCCGAGUUGAUGAAACGUUAACGCAUCGGCCGUUAAAGCGUGGUGUCUAUCACGUUACGAACGCGGUUUACUCGUUCGCCUACGCUCUUGACGCUGUUGUACGAGAUCACUGCGUCAGCGUCAGCGGCCUGAUGUUGCGUCGCUGCGUCACGGGUCCGCGUCUGCUCGCGUAUCUGAAGAACGUUUCGUUUGAAAGCUAUCCUGGUCACGUCAUACGCUUCGACGAAAACGGAAACAUAUCUCCGCGGUAUAUAAUCCUGCAUUUUAUCCGCGACGAUAACGCCAGUCAUCGUAUCGUUGACGUCGGCACGUGGGAAAGCAGCAAACUUGUCAUAAACGAGACGCUACUAUCUUGGAUGCGAGCCACGGGAGAAUCACCAGAGUCCGUCUGCAGCAGGCCUUGUCCCGUCCGCCAUUACCGCAUCCAGCUGAAGCAAAGCUGCUGCUGGAAGUGUCAACCAUGCCGCGACAACGAAUACCUUAUCAACAACGCCACCGACUGCGUGCCCUGCUCCGCCCUCUACUGGCCGAGCGAGCGCGACGCGUUCCUCUGCGAGGAGAUCUACCUGGAGUACAUACGAUACUCGGAUAUGGUUGCCAUCGCGUUCUCUGUAGUCGCUGCUUGUGGCAUCGCAGCAGUGGCGAUGGUAGCUGCUGUGUUCGCGAAGGAGAGAAAGGCACAGCUCAUCAAAGCCUGCAGUAAAGAGCUGAGCGCUGUCAUGCUGUCUGGAAUCCUUCUGAGCUUCGUGCUGGUGUUGCUGAUGCUCGCUCCUCCGUCAGCCGUCACUUGCACACUCAUGGAGCUGGGUCUACCGCUGUCAUUCACGACCAUCUACGCACCGCUGCUGAUACGCACAAACCGCAUCUAUAGGAUAUUUACUGCUGGGAAAAAUAGUAACGUGCGACCGCCGUUUGUCAGUUCCAAAUCACAACUUAUAUUCACCUUCAUCAUCACAGCAAUUCAACUGUUGUCCAGCAUAGUGACGGCUAUCGUUGUACCGCCUGUACCCACCAAGCAACAGAGGUCGCUGAGUGUACCGUACGUCGAGAUGUACUGCUGGCUGGCGCCUGUAGAACUCCAUUCAUCCGCCAUCUUCAACCUGCUUCUGGUCGUCGCCUGCACCUACUACGCCGUAAAGACACGUAAACUGCCGCACAACUUCAACGAGUCGCGUUUCAUCGGGAUGCUCGUCUCUGCACAUGGUAUCGGGAAUUUCAUCCAGCAGAAGUCGAAGCCGAAGCAGAAGAGCAAGACGACGAAUAUAAUGCAGCGGUUUCCGAGCUAUACGCACGUAGGGAAACACAUGGAAUUGAUGGCAGCCAAGCUUCAGGAUGGCUACCAAUCUUCAAGAUGGCGGCCAAGCUUCAAGGUGGCUGCCAAGUAUGAAGAUGGCUACCAAACUUCAAGAUAG
This is a messenger RNA of Priapulus caudatus, 2508 nucleotides long. Its product is annotated as metabotropic glutamate receptor-like. Gene Ontology annotation, cellular component: membrane. Gene Ontology annotation, biological process: regulation of synaptic transmission, glutamatergic; G protein-coupled glutamate receptor signaling pathway. Lineage: Eukaryota; Metazoa; Priapulida; Priapulimorpha; Priapulimorphida; Priapulidae. The transcript is spliced from 5 exons. Gene Ontology annotation, molecular function: group II metabotropic glutamate receptor activity. The record is from RefSeq and is a predicted model, not a curated record. The coding region runs from base 1 to 2508 and encodes 835 amino acids.